This is a messenger RNA of Diorhabda carinulata, 1955 nucleotides long. RefSeq names its product protein tipE (gene tipE). Gene Ontology annotation, molecular function: sodium channel regulator activity. NCBI's taxonomy places the organism in Eukaryota, Metazoa, Arthropoda, Insecta, Coleoptera, Chrysomelidae. Gene Ontology annotation, biological process: regulation of sodium ion transport. Bases 548 to 1534 code for a protein of 328 amino acids. The transcript has 2 exons. The record is from RefSeq and is a predicted model, not a curated record.
CUAAAAAGUGCAAAAGUGCGAAUAAAUUACUUACAGAAGAGACCGGAAUAAAAUUUCUGCCAUGAAAACCGGUAGAACGAGGAUGGCAAGUGGCUCCUCUCAUGGAAAACGGUGUGACAGUGUUAUUCCAGUCAUCUGACGGAAUCGGCGCCAAAAUCGAUACCAUAAACACGGACUGCAGUGCUCACAACACAAUGCCCGCCGUCGAAGGCACACUUUAUACGAAAUUUGUUCUAACUGUGCGAAUUAAUUUCUAAACUAUAACGACUGUGAUUAACUUUUAUGUGUGUUUCCUUGAAAUAUUUUAAAAUUCAAAUGUAUUCUUAUUUAUCGUGAGAAUGUAAAAGAACACUCGUUUCGUGUGCGUAUAAUUAAAUAAAGAUAUGUGUUGGUUGAGAAAAUGGACCCAAAGAUUGUUGGUUUUAUAUAAAAGUUUAUAACUAAGUUGCGGAGAAGAUACAUGGUGUGAGCUGGCCGAAGCCGCUCGCGCUAGUCUUUGGACGCAGAUGUUGGGGUCCAAGCUCCAAAUUGUCCUUACUUUGCGACCAUGGAGAGCGAGGAUAUUAAAAAAACAUGGCAACAAAAAUUACUAUUUUAUACUACAGCUUUCUUCGUGCUGCUUGGUAUUUUUAGCUUAUUUUCAUUUUUAUUCCUUGUGCCUUUUGUCAUCGACCCGGCUUUUACAACGAUUUUCAUGGAGUUCGACGAAGAACCCGCUUAUUGUGUGACCUUAAGGACCGACAGACGCUUAGGUGCAUCAAAUUGUAGUUGGACGUCUUGUAGAGAAGGCUGCACAAAAGAUAUUUAUACUUGCACACAAAUUUUUGUAAAUUAUAAAGCUGCAAACCGUUCCAACAUAUCGGUCUCGUCAACUGUACAACCAUCAGCUCUUCUACGUAGAAAACGAGCUAUUGUGGAAGAUUAUGAUUAUGACGAUGAAUCUAAUGAUUCAGAUGAUGAUGAUUUUGGUUGGUCCUUUCAGGAAGCAAAACUAUUUCCUAACGUGAAGGGUUGUGGUUAUCCUCCUAUGCUCAACUGUUCAAUUUUUUUAAAAAAAUACCAGGAAAUCGGAUCAAAUUUUUCAUGCUAUUAUAGUAGAGUGGAUCCCAGUUUGGUGAUAAGUCACUUGGAUAUGUGGCAAGUCUAUAUGAACUUGGUGUAUGCCAUGGCAAUACCUAUUCCUUCGUUUAUUAUAUCUGUAGUGUAUUUGGCGAUAGCUUAUUUUAAAAUAUAUAACGAAGAUGAAGAAGAAGUUCCUUUAAAGAAAAAUGCCGAAGAUAUUGACAUGGAAGGAGAUAGUGGACCUGAAGGAACACCAUUACCACCAGCUAGUGGGGGCUUGACACCAGCUAGCGAAGCCUUUAGAGAAGAUUUAGCGAGUUUUGGCCACCACCUCAAAGUUGCAAUGGUAGAUGAUAUAAGUCGAGAGAAUCUCGCUGAUGGCGUCAUCACUUCUAUUUCAAUUGGAGGAAACAUCGCGAAGACUAUGACAACCAGCAUUUCGACCACAGGAGGUCCAGUCGCUGACAUAUAAAAUAUAUGAGCCGUGAAAUUACUGUUCUCGGGCUUAUAUUUUUCGUUUCUCUCGUAAAUCUUAGGAUAAAUUCAAAAUCAGUUUGAUCUGAAAAUAUAUGACUUACGUUCCUCUCAAAUAAGAUAGUACGUAUGAAUUUUUUUAUUUAUUCUUUUUGAGAAUGAAUCUUUAUUCGAACGUGAAUUUUUAUUAUUUCAAAGUUUUUUCAAUACAGUUCACUUGUCCUUCAAUUUGUUAGAAUCGAUGUUUUCUAAUAAUAAUUAAUGGUGAUGGGGACGCACGCACAUUAUAGAACUGGCAGUUGAACUUAUCAUCAAUAAAAUGCAAAGAAGCAUUGAAACAUUAAACACAAUUCAAUAAGAUAGGGAUAAUAGGAUCACUAUCAGUAAUUAUUCUAUGAAUUAAUAAAAUUUUGUUAUAA